Molecule: messenger RNA, 1530 nt
Organism: Phytophthora sojae
Lineage: Eukaryota; Oomycota; Peronosporomycetes; Peronosporales; Peronosporaceae
Exons: 1
Coding region: 1-1530 (509 amino acids)
Biological process (GO): sodium-dependent phosphate transport
Cellular component (GO): membrane
Molecular function (GO): sodium:phosphate symporter activity
Source: RefSeq, a predicted model, not a curated record
AUGGCCAUCCAAGCAACGGGCGAGACGGUGGUGCUCACCCCCACCGCCAACGACGAGCCUGCGUUCAAGUACGAGCUCAAGGAAGAAGAAGAGCAAGCAGAAGAAGAAGAAUCCUACAAGAAGAAGACGCUCCAGCAGAAGAUCCUGUGGGGCGUCUUCUACACGGUCGCGUCGCUGGCCGCGCUCUACUUCUUCAUGGUCGCGGUCAAGUUCAUCGGCGACGGGUUCACGCUCGCUCUGGGCUGCGACUCGAAGGGGGCCUUCGACUUCGCCAACAACCCCGUGGCCGGGCUCAUGAUCGGCACCAUUUCCACCGCCUUGCUGCACAGUUCCGGUACGGUGACGUCAAUCACCGUCGCUCUGGUGGGCGCCGGGGGGAUGACCGUCCGCCAGGGCGUCUACGUCGUCAUGGGGGCCAACAUCGGUACCUGCGUGACGUGCAUCAUGGUGGCGUUCGGCCAGGUGGGCGACCCCGUGCGCUUCCAGCGAGCCAUGGCGGCCGCCACAGUGCACGACAUGUACAACAUUUGGUCCGUGAUCGUGCUCUUCCCCAUCGAGGUGCUGUUCCACCCGCUGGAGAAGAUGUCCAUCGAGAUGUCCAACGCCAAGACGUCGAGCGGCGCCUUCAACAGUCCGGUGGACGCGAUCGUGAACCCGUUGACCCAGAAACUCCUGUCGGUGGACAAGAGCUCCAUCUACAAGGUCGCGACGGGAGACUUGGAGUGCACCCCGGGGAUCUCCUUCGUCAAAAGCGGCGCCUUUGAAGGUUCAAGCUUGAGCGACGGCAGCAUCAGCGCUAUCGUCAUUGUACUGGGCUUUUGCAUUCUCGUUUGUUCCUUGGUGACGCUGGUCAAGAUGCUGGCCAAGGUCUUCUUGGGCCCCACCAAGACGCUGAUCUCCAAGCUCUUGAACUACAACGGCUACGUCAACAUCUUCAUGGGCACGUUGAUCACGUUUGCAGUCCACUCGUCGACGGUCGUGACGUCCACGUUGACGCCGAUGGCUGGCUUGGGGGUUAUCACGCUGGAACAAGUCUACCCGCUUGUGAUCGGAGCCAACUUGGGCACGACGGGGACGGCUCUUCUGGCGUCUUUGGUCACGGGCAAGUCGGACUCGGUGGCUAUCGCGCUGGUGCACUUCUGGUUCAACGUGUUCGGCAUCUUCCUCUUCUACCCGAUCCCGAUCACGCGCAAGCCGAUCUUGGACUGGGCCCGGUCGCUGGCGUUCUUCAGUGCGUCCUGGGCGUGGACGGCUGCGCUGUUCCUCAUCUUCCUGUUCCUCGUGAUCCCCGGGAUUCUGCUGGGUCUGGUCUACAUGUGCACGGCCGACAGUACCGUGGCGCAAGUCUUCGGCUGGGUCAUCGCCUGCGUCGCUGUGCUGUUCUUCGCUGGACUGCUCUUCUGGUACAAGAAGAAAGGAGGCAAGGAGCUGUGGUACGCUUUCCUCGAGAAGAAACGUAUUGCCCGCGAGCAACGCAAGAUCGCUGAAGGAGACGAGAAGAAGUCCUUCAUUGGGGAAGAUGUGGCAUAA